Molecule: messenger RNA, 1872 nt
Organism: Humulus lupulus (European hop)
Lineage: Eukaryota; Viridiplantae; Streptophyta; Magnoliopsida; Rosales; Cannabaceae
Product: hydroxyproline O-arabinosyltransferase 3-like
Exons: 10
Coding region: 395-1504 (369 amino acids)
Molecular function (GO): glycosyltransferase activity
Source: RefSeq, a predicted model, not a curated record
GAACCAAAUCUAAAACUCUAAUAAGUACCAACUUUCCAAAUUUCUCUCUCGUCUCUCUCUCAUCCAAGUACCCAAUUCUCAAAUCUCUCCCCAUCUCCAUGCGCGCAUGUCAAGCUUUGAAGUUGCAUUGUGAGAAGAUCAAUUUCUGAUGUGUUAUGGUCUCUAAUUUGGAGUUGUUUUCAACAAUUUGGGUCUGUUUGGGAUGAAUUUGAACCACGUGGAACUAGUUUGAAAUUCAUAACAAAUAUAUUGGCCUAAAUACGGCUUAUAUGUCCUGAGAACAAGGUAGCAUUUUUAAUGUCACUGUUAGAUUAUGCUGUAAUAAAAAGGGAACUUUGCUGGACUCUCCUUUUGUGAGUUUGGAAAAAUCCAAGUUCCUUUACUUCAAUCAGCAAUGAUCGAGAGGAAAGCCAUGGCACGAGCUUCGCCAGUACUUUUGAUUCUUUUGGCUAUUGUUUUUUCUUUUGCCACAUAUAAUUUGUUAACUACAAUAAUCCGCUAUAGAUCUACUGGGAGUUUAGUAGGUGAUAAUUCAGAUGGCAUGUUCUUGACUGACCCCAUCAUUGAGAGGCCUAAGAAUGUAAGACGACCAGGGAACUCGAAGUCAAAAUUCCAUGUUGCUUUAACUGCCACUGAUGCUCCUUAUAGCAGAUGGCAGUGUCGAAUUAUGUACUACUGGUAUAAGAAGCAAAAGGUUAUGCCUGCAUCUGAGAUGGGAGGAUUCACUCGAAUUUUGCACUCGGGAAAUCCUGACAGCUUGAUGGAUGAAAUUCCUACUGUUGUAGUUGAUCCUCUUCCUUCAGGUCUAGACCGAGGAUACAUUGUCUUAAACAGACCAUGGGCUUUUGUUCAGUGGCUGGAGAAGGCUACCAUUGAAGAAGAUUACAUUUUGAUGGCAGAACCUGAUCACAUAUUCGUGAACCCUCUACCUAAUUUGUCUCAUGGAGGAUAUCCUGCUGCUUUUCCAUUUUUCUAUAUCACGCCUGCUCAACAUGAGAACAUCGUAAGGAAGUUUUAUCCGGAGGAAAUGGGCCCGGUGACAAAUGUUGAUCCAAUUGGCAAUUCUCCUGUCAUUAUCCAGAAGGAGUUGCUGGAAAAGAUUGCUCCUACCUGGAUGAAUGUUUCUUUGAAGAUGAAAGACGACCCUGAGACGGAUAAAGCUUUCGGAUGGGUGCUAGAAAUGUAUGCUUAUGCCGUGGCAUCAGCUUUACACGGGGUACAGCAUAUUCUCCGUAAGGAUUUUAUGCUUCAGCCCCCUUGGGAUUUGGAUAUUGCUAACAAAUUCAUUAUUCAUUAUACCUACGGAUGUGACUACAACUUAAAGGGUGAAUUAACAUAUGGUAAAUUCGGAGAGUGGCGAUUUGACAAGCGAUCGUAUUUACGUGGGCCUCCACCAAGAAACCUCUCCCUUCCACCUCCUGGGGUUCCUGAAAGUGUGGUAACCCUUGUGAAGAUGGUGAAUGAAGCUACUGCUAACAUUCCGAAUUGGGGCGAAGCGCAAUAGUAUGGAUUGCAUUCUCGAUUAUUAUCUUAUACUGAUCUUGAUAGGGAAAAUUUUGAUCUUACUUGUUUUUUUCGAAAGCUUAAUACAGUCAAAAUUCAUGUGGCUGUUAAAUGGAAAGCAUAAUUGAUUAGUAAAAUUUAUGUGGAUAACUUGCUUGGCGAUCAUAGGUUUUCUUGAGGGUGGUCUUGGUAGGGUAAGUUGGUUAGUUUUUGUACUUGCUUGGAAGCAAUGAUGUCAAAGGUGUUUUUUUUAUUUUAUUUUAUUUUGUUUUGCUUCUUUUCACGAUUGCCUUUGUUGUAAACAAACAUUCCAGUCAAAAUAAUUUGUUUGUUCUCAUUACAAGGAAGAACAUCAUCAGACAUUUAAAA